UUCACGCCUGCGCAGUGCGGUGAACUGAAGUGCUUCCUGCUUGCUGUAUCGCGGUGCUGUCACUGUGAAUGUAGCAAGCGGUGAAGGUUAAAGUAGUAGACGUGCAACUCUGAGACGUGCGUCCUGUCCAGAAAGUUACAUUGUAUGUCCGAAGAGGACUUGUGAUACUUUCUGUCCGUAAAGUGGGAUGCAAACAGUGGGGAAACUCAUGAAGGUUUUCGUGACGAGGCGCAUCCCGCAGGAGGGAAUGAAGAUCCUGUCAGCAGCUGGAGUGUGUGAGGUGUGUCUGUGGGACUCAGAUGAACCUGUACCCAGAGCAGAGCUGCUCAAAGGUGUGCAGGGGGCUCACGGUCUCCUGUGUCUGCUGUCAGACAAGAUCGAUGUGGAGGUCCUGGAUGCUGCAGGGCCAAACCUGAAAGUAAUCAGCACCUUGUCUGUGGGAUUUGACCACAUGGCUAUGGAUGAAAUUAAAAAACGUGGUAUACGUGUGGGAUACACUCCAGAUGUCCUGACUGACGCCACAGCAGAACUGACUGUGGCUCUGCUGCUGGCUACAGCUCGCAGGUUACCUGAAGGAGUGGAGGAGGUCAAGAAUGGUGGCUGGAGCUCCUGGAAGCCACUCUGGCUGUGUGGUUAUGGCCUCUCUGGCAGCACAGUGGGAGUCAUUGGACUGGGACGCAUUGGUAUGGCCAUUGCUCGCAGACUCAUGCCGUUUGGAGUGAAGAGGCUGUUAUAUUCUGGGAGAACAGCCAAGGCAGGCGCUGCUGAGCUAAAUGGAGAGUUUGUUCCUCUGGACACACUCGUGACUGAGAGCGACUUCAUUGUUGUUUCCUGCUCUCUGACACCAGAAACUCAGGGAAUGUGUGACAAGGCCUUCUUCAGCAAGAUGAAAAACACCGCUGUCUUCGUCAACUCGAGCAGGGGGGCUGUGGUGAACCAGGAGGACCUGUAUGAGGCUUUGAAGAGCGGCCAGAUAGCUGCAGCUGGAUUGGAUGUCACAACACCUGAGCCACUCCCAACAAACCACCCCCUUCUUACACUCAAAAACUGUGUGGUGUUGCCUCACAUCGGCAGUGCCACCUACUCCACAAGAGGCAUCAUGGCUGCCUUGACGGCCCGAAACCUGCUGGGUGGUUUACAGGGAACCGACAUGCCCAGUGAACUCACCUUCUAGAGCCUGAAACCGAGCUGCUGUGCCUUCAGCCUGCUCUGAUGCUACCUGGAUAUCAGAUGGUCUCAAAUGUGAAAUCAAAGUGGUGAAGGGAUAAAAACAUACUGGACUGCAAUCAAAACUAAGAAUACUAAUAUAAUUCAGACAAGCUCAGAUAACGUUUACAUCAUGUCAUUUAAACUUGAUGUUUUCAUAGAUAUUAAUUGCACUCUGAGUAUACAGCUUGCAUUUGUGAGGAAGGAAAUGUUCUUAUGUAAUUUCAAGUUCUUAAAAAAGAAGCUAACAGCACUCCUUAAAAUGAUUAACCUUAACAUGAAACACGCCAUACUUUCUCAGCCUUAUGUGGAAGGUUGCAGUUAAAUUGCAUUGAAUUCAUUUGUUGCAUUUAAAAUGACUCCUAUAAAACAGAAUCAGUGGUUUGGUAUCUCUGUCUUUAUAAAAGUAAUUCUUGCCAGAAAGAUUAGCGUAACACUUUUUAGUCUGCACUUUAUACAAAUGGUAACACUCAGCACUCCAGUUUUGUAUAAAAUGGAAUAAAAUUCAUGAUUUAUUUUAAAUGCAAACCUCUUU
This is a messenger RNA of Thunnus maccoyii (southern bluefin tuna), 1741 nucleotides long. RefSeq names its product glyoxylate reductase/hydroxypyruvate reductase a (gene grhpra). Gene Ontology annotation, cellular component: cytosol. NCBI's taxonomy places the organism in Eukaryota, Metazoa, Chordata, Actinopteri, Scombriformes, Scombridae. The coding region runs from base 188 to 1174 and encodes 328 amino acids. The record is from RefSeq and is a predicted model, not a curated record. The transcript is spliced from 9 exons. Gene Ontology annotation, molecular function: glyoxylate reductase (NADPH) activity; hydroxypyruvate reductase (NADH) activity; NAD binding.